This is a messenger RNA of Fraxinus pennsylvanica, 1461 nucleotides long. The record is from the annotation of a GenBank genome assembly. Lineage: Eukaryota; Viridiplantae; Streptophyta; Magnoliopsida; Lamiales; Oleaceae.
AUGGAGGAGCUGCAGAAGGCAUUAAAUGAUAAAAAUCUAGCAGUUUCAACUCUCCCAGAGAAGGGUCGUUGCCUUUUUACCACUCGCGACUUAUCUCCAGGGGAGGUGAUUUUAAGUGAAGAUCCAUAUGUUUCUGUUCCAAACAAGAAUAAAGAAUCGCCCAACUCAAAAUGCGAAUGGUGUUUUUCAUCAAGCAACGUCAAGAAAUGCUCUGGUUGCCAUGUUGUUUGGUACUGUGGAAGCACUUGCCAGAAAUUGGAUUGGAAAUUGCAUAGUGUAGAAUGUAAAGCCUUGGCAAAAGUAGACAAGAACAGGGUGAAGUCUAUCACUCCAUCUAUACGUUUGAUGGUGAAGCUUUAUUUACGAAGAAAGUUACAACAUCAGAAGAUCGUCCCAACUACUGCCACUGACAACUACAAUUUGGUAGAAGCCUUGGUGUCUCAUAUGCCUGAUCUCGAGGAGAAGCAACUGGUAUUGUAUGCCCAGAUGGCUAACCUGGUAGCUUUAAUUCUUCAGUGGCCUGAGCAGGAGAUCAAUAUUAAAGAGAUUGCAGAGAACUUUUCUAAGCUUUCAUGCAAUGCACAUUCCAUUUGUGACAGUGAACUGAGACCCCUUGGAACAGGACUGUAUCCAGUCAUUUCUAUUAUAAAUCACAGCUGUUUACCCAAUUCUGUUCUAGUAUUUGAGGGAAGAUUGGCUGUGGUCCGAGCUGUGCAGCAUAUACCAAAAGGCACUGAGGUGUCAAUCAGUUAUGUAGAAACGGCUGGAAGCACUAUAACUCGGCAAAAGGCUCUUAAGGAACAGUAUUUUUUCUCUUGCACCUGUUCCCGCUGCAUAAAAAUGGGUCAAUUUGAUGAUAUUGAAGAAAGCGCAGUUCUAGAAGGUUAUAGAUGCAAGGAUAGAAAAUGUAAUGGUUUUCUUCUUCGUGACCUAGAUAAUAAAGGAUUCAUAUGCAAACACUGUGGGCUUCUUAGGAACAAGGAAGAAAUAGAAAAUAUUGCUAGUGAAGUCAGACCAAUGUCUGAGAAAGCUUCAAUGGCACUCUCAUCUGGGAAUAACACACAGGCAAGUUCUGCUUAUAAGAUGGUCGAGAAGCUUCAAUUGGAGCUGUGCCAUCCAUAUUCAAUCAAUUUGAUGCGGACUAGAGAGACUCUUCUGAAGAUAUUGAUGGAGCUGCAGGAUUGGAAGCAAGCACUUGUGUAUUGCAGAUUGACCAUUCCAAUUUAUAUAAGAGCAUAUCCACCAUUUCAUCCUUUGGUCGGACUGCAAUAUUAUACUUGCGGAAAACUUGAAUGGUUGCUAGGAGAGACUGAAGAAGCCGUCAAGUCACUUACCAAGGCUUUGAAUGUACUGAGAAUCACUCAUGGAACAAAGAAUCCUUUCAUGAUGGAACUGUUGAGCAAGUUGGACGAAGCUCAUGCUGAAGCUUCUUACAAGCGUUCGUCCCAGAACGAAGACUGA